AUGCUGGAAUUCGUGGAAGUUGAUUGUAAUUUCACCUUCAGUCAUAGAAAUGUCGAACGCGUGGGCUUGGCAUUUCUUAAUUCUAAAAGAUAUAAUGCCAGUACUGACGACGCGGCCGAAAGUAAUGACGAUGCUGUGGAUAAGUUACCUGAAGAAUUCGCGGUCGAUGUGGACUAUCUGAAAUCUUUAGAUCCCAAAGAAUGGAAAGAUCACGAUCACUAUGCAAUACUUGGAUUAGGAAAAUUAAGAUUUAACGCUACAGAUGAUGAUAUACGGCGUGCUUACCGACGCAUGGUACUAAUGCAUCAUCCCGAUAAGCGAAAAGCCAAAGGCGAGGAAGUAAACACCGAUGAUGACUAUUUUACUUGUAUUACCAAAGCUUAUGAGAUACUUGGUACGCCGAAGACAAGACGCGCUUAUGAUUCUGUGGAUCCAGAAUUUGAUGAUUCAUUUCCAACUCAAGCAGAGAUAGACAAAGACAUUUAUGGCUGUUUUAAUAAAUGCUUUGACUUGAAUGCGCGCUGGAGUGAAAAGAAAAAUGUGCCAACAUUUGGUGAUGAAAAUUCAACGCGCGAGCACGUGGAGGAAUUUUAUAGCUUUUGGUAUGAGUUUAAGUCCUGGCGUGAGUUCAGUUAUCUGGAUGAGGAGGACAAGGAAAAGGGGCAAGAUCGCGAUGAAAGGCGUUGGAUUGAAAAGGAAAAUAAAGCGCUACGAAUUAAAAGAAAGAAAGAGGAAAUGAUGCGUAUACGCGCUUUAGUCGAUUUAGCUUACAAUAAUGAUAAACGUAUACAAAAGUUUAAAAAUGAGGAGAAGGAAAGAAAAUUAGCUGCCAAGCGUGCCAAAAUGGAUGCAGCGCAAGCACAAAAAGCCGAACAGGAGCGUGCCAUACGUGAGGCACAAUUGGCUAAAGAGCGUGCUGACAAAGCUGAACAAAAGCGUAUCGAGCAAAUUCGCAUCGAGAAAGAACAAAUGAAGAAAGUGCUUAAAAAAGAACGAAAGGCAUUGCGCGACAAAUUAAAAGAAUCGAAAUACUAUGGUAAUAACGAUAAGGAAACAUUAAAGAAUAUGGAGGGCGUGGAAAAGAUUUGUGAAAUUUUCAAUUUAAGCGAAUUGCAAGAGCUCAAUAAAGACAUUGAAAAGAAGGGACAAAAUGCAUUCUUUGCCGCAUUAAAAACAGUUGACAAGAAAAUUGCUGCCGAACUUGAAGAACUCAAUCAAACUCAACAAAAGAAGUCAACAACAACAAAGAAUGAAAAAGAUAUUAAAAAGAGCGAUGUAUGGAAUAAUGAAAAUAUGCAAUUGCUCAUCAAGUCAGUCAAUUUGUUCCCAGCUGGCACGUCACAACGUUGGGAUGUAAUCGCCGCUUUCAUAAAUCAGCACUCCACAGCCGGUGUAACAGUUAAUGCGCGUGAUGUGCUCAAUAAAGCUAAAGCUAUGCAAAAUAGUGACUUCUCCAAAAGCACACUUAAAACGCAAGCCAAUGAUACAGCUUUCGAAAAUUUCAACAAAUCGAAAAAAGAAGUACAAACCAGCAAUGAUAUAACAGUCAAUCAACCGGAAACGAAUAAUGUCAACAAUGCUGAAGCUGAUGCUAUACCAAAUGGUAAUAAAGAAUCGAAUGAAGAUGACAAAACUGCUACAAAGACAGCAAAUAAGCCAGCAGCUGCACCAAAAACGUGGACAAAGGAGGAACAAGCGCUGUUAGAGCAGGCUAUUAAGACCUAUCCAAUCUCAACACCCGAUCGCUGGGAUAGAAUAGCGGAAUGCAUACCGAAUAGAACCAAAAAGGAUUGUUUACGUCGCGUCAAGGAAUUAGUCGAGCUUGUUAAUUCGAAAAAAGAAGCACAGCAAUCGGUCAAAUGAUGAAUUUAUGAUAUACACAACAAGGAAUGAUUAUUUAUUUGUCUCCUUUAAUGGAUUUUAUGUAAUAUAUAAUUAAAAUAAACACACCCGUUAAAUCAUAUAGAAAGAGUCAUAGUAUUGUAAUUAGUGGCGCAUUACACUUUCACUUUAACAGCGACUACUCAAACGCUUGUUAAUGGUAAAGUGUUUUAAUGUCGUUUACAAUAAAAUAAAACUGCUUACUGACAGACCACA
Messenger RNA from Ceratitis capitata (Mediterranean fruit fly), 2097 nucleotides. Its product is annotated as dnaJ homolog subfamily C member 2. The transcript has 3 exons. Gene Ontology annotation, biological process: regulation of translational fidelity; 'de novo' cotranslational protein folding. Gene Ontology annotation, cellular component: cytosol. Bases 1 to 1863 code for a protein of 620 amino acids. Lineage: Eukaryota; Metazoa; Arthropoda; Insecta; Diptera; Tephritidae. Gene Ontology annotation, molecular function: ribosome binding; Hsp70 protein binding. The record is from RefSeq and is a predicted model, not a curated record.